Molecule: messenger RNA, 363 nt
Organism: Dermacentor silvarum
Lineage: Eukaryota; Metazoa; Arthropoda; Arachnida; Ixodida; Ixodidae
Product: cytochrome P450 2L1-like
Exons: 3
Coding region: 1-363 (120 amino acids)
Biological process (GO): xenobiotic metabolic process
Cellular component (GO): cytoplasm; intracellular membrane-bounded organelle
Molecular function (GO): iron ion binding; oxidoreductase activity, acting on paired donors, with incorporation or reduction of molecular oxygen, reduced flavin or flavoprotein as one donor, and incorporation of one atom of oxygen; heme binding
Source: RefSeq, a predicted model, not a curated record
AUGUUAUACACCUGCAACUGCGUGAUCGUGGGCUUGGUGACUGGUCUUGGAGUUGCGCUCCUGCAGUACCUCAUGGGAAGGAAGAGGCAAAAAGGUCUGCCACCAGGUCCCAAUGGCUUCCCCUUUAUCGGCUACCUUCCCUUCGUGAUUAAACACUGGGAUGUCGAAGCACUCCGGAAGAAGUACGGUAACGUGUUCGGGCUCAAGGUCGGGAGCCGUUACGUGGUGUUCUUAUGCGACUUCGACUCAGUGAAGGAAGCCCUCACGCACAAUGCGCUGUUGGACCGGCCAGAAGAGUUUCCACUGAAUAUCAGUGACACGAAAAAGCAGAACGGCCAACAGCUUCAAGUUACCUUCACGUGA